Messenger RNA from Clunio marinus, 4073 nucleotides. Lineage: Eukaryota; Metazoa; Arthropoda; Insecta; Diptera; Chironomidae. The record is from the annotation of a GenBank genome assembly.
AUUCUCAGUUGUUGGACCGUUCUGUACAGCGGUAAUAAAAUUCCACCUGAAACCUUAAGGCCUUAAAAAUAUUAUUUAGUGUAAUGUAAAUUUAUCGUUUCUCAAUUCUUGGUUCAAUUGGAGUGCUACCUUCUAAAAUAUAAACAUUUAACUGUGAUAUUAUCAACAAGAAAGAAGAUAUUCGAUCAAAAUAGAUAUAAACUACAAUCGUAACAGCGAAAGUCUACAAAUAGAUAAAUAGAAUGAAUUUUACAAAAAUUACUAUUCAUUGAUCCUGCUAAAUAUUGAAAUAAGGAAAUUUUUCGAACAAAUCUUGAAUCAUAGAAAGAAUUAAACGAAAGGACAAAAAAGGAAAAAAAAACAACCUGAACAAAAAUGUUGGUUGCGGAAAAUCAACAAAAAAGAUAUGUCGUUACUAUGUUUUUGGCUACGGCCGGCGCGGGAGAACAUUUACUGGGUUCAGACGAGAAAGAGAUUAUCUAUUUGGUAUUCGGAAUAAUCGAUUUACAAAAAAAAGAGGUACAAAAGAAAAUUCGAACCAAAGUGUGUCUUUUAUCGAACCAACUCUUGGAAUAAAACAAUACUUAGUGCGACCUGUAGGAACUCAAUGUAUUAAAACUCCAGUCUUAUCUCCAAACACAAGUACAACAUCAUCAGAAAAUGGAAGCAUAGCUUCAAGCUCAGCAACUACAGAGCCACUAAUAUCAGAAGCCGUUCUUCAGUCUGCUGGCCGGACUCUUGCUGAUGUUUUAAAUGAGUUUGACACAUACCUGCGUUCUUUGAAGAUAGAACAAUUUUGCUUAGUUACGGAUGGUCAGUUACCAUUACGACAAUGUCUCCAUCCUGAGGCAAGUGCCAAAGAUAUAGAUUUACCACCCUAUUAUUGGAAAUUCAGUGACUUAAAAAAAGAGUAUGCGUGUUUUAAAUAUGGCGAUUUGUCGAAAGCACUUGUAGCUGCAAAUGAUACUAGCAUUUUUACAAAUGCUUCCAACGUACUGCCAAGUACGUUUUCGGUUGCAGAAAUGAUGAAAGAAAUGAAACUAAACGAAUUUGCAGACAACGAAUUUUACAUAAAAGAAUCCAGAGAUAUGAUAACCAUUGUGCAAUCAAUGAUGAAUUCAGGUCACGUUUUUGAAGCGAAGGAAAUCAUCAACAUGUCACUUGAGGCUGGAAUCAAUUCAAUUGAUGAUGAUAUAGAUGGGAACUGCAUUGUACGAGCUCGAGGACUCCCAUGGCAAAGCAGCGAUCAAGAUAUUGCAAAAUUUUUCCGUGGCUUGAAUGUAGCAAAGGGUGGCGUUGCUUUAUGUCUUUCACCUCAAGGACGACGUAACGGAGAAGCUUUAAUAAGAUUUGUGUCCCAAGAACACAGAGACAUGGCACUUAAGAGACAUAAACACCACAUUGGAUCACGAUACAUCGAGGUGUAUCGAGCAUCAGGAGAAGAUUUUCUUGCAGUUGCUGGUGGAGCUUCAAAUGAAGCGCAAACAUUUUUAUCGAAAGGUGCUCAAGUUAUUAUAAGAAUGCGAGGUUUACCUUAUGAUUGUAGUGUAAAUCAAGUUUUGGAAUUCUUCGCUAAUGGCGAGAACUCGUGUAAAGUGCUUGAUGAUAGUGAAGGAAUUUUAUUUGUCAAAAAACCUGAUGGUCGUUCAACUGGUGACGCUUUUGUUCUUUUUUCUGAAGAAACUGAUGCACCGAAAGCUCUUUCAAAGCAUAGAGAAUCGAUUGGGCAACGUUAUAUAGAAUUAUUCAGGUCGACAAUUGCUGAGGUUCAACAAGUUUUAAAUCGUUCAAUGGAUCCAAAAACAUACGAACUAGCCACACCAAAACCUCCAUUAAUUGCUCAAAUCCCUCCAACAAUAUCUCAAAUGCCAAUGCUCCCUCAACAUGUUAUCACAAGUGGAACUGAAAAGAAUUGCAUUAGAUUACGUGGACUUCCGUACGAAGCAAAAGUUGAACAUAUUUUGCAUUUUCUUGAAGAUUUUGCAAAGCAUAUUGUUUACCAAGGCGUUCAUUUAGUGUAUAACGCUCAAGGUCAGUUUAAUGGUGAAGCUUUCAUCCAAAUGGAUUCAGAAGUUGCUGCUCAAGCAUGCGCUGAUCAGAAGCAUCAUAAACAUAUGAUGUUUGGGAAGAAGCAAAGAUACAUCGAAGUUUUCCAAUGUUCAGGUGAAGACAUGAAUUUGGUAUUGAAUGGCGGAGGGUAUCAUGGAGGGUUUUCCCCCCCGCCUUCCAUAUCCGCAAAACCACUUGUUUCAUCGGGUAUGUUACCAUCGCGCCCUCAACAACAAGCGCACCAUUUGCAAAUAUCCAUUCCACCUCCUUUAACUCUUCCUAUCCCACAAGCAUCUAUUUUUCAAAAUGCUACUAGCACAAUUGCGGCUGCUAAUGUUAAUGCUUCUAGCAGUAAUCAAAGCUCAACUUCUUUAAUUACACAACAACAGCAAGCUCAUUUCAUAGCACAACAAAAUUUAUUAGCUCGUCAGCAAGCUGCUGCUGCAGCUCAAAUUCAAGCAGUUCAACAGCAAUCUUCUGAUCCCAUGUCUUUCUUUCAAAAUUAUAACUUUUUUCAGUCGCCACCUUCAGGCACGACUGGAGUUAUUCCAGGCAACCCUUAUUCAUAUCCAUUGAACCCUCAAGUGCCUCAAUUUUAUUUCUUGCAACGACCAGCUAUGCUUCCAAUCGGUUUAAUGCCUUCAAGCACACUUGGUCAUGCCCAAUACCCUGGGCAUCUACCGUCGGCAUCUAAUUACGUCCAACCAACAUUUUCCAACCCCGCUGUAGGAUCUGUCCAACAGCAGGCAUCUCAAUUAGCAUCUGCCAAUACCAAACGCUCUUAUGAAAAUGCUUUUCGCAAUGAAACUGUUAACAUGUCGGUAGCUAAAAGAGCUUUUCAUGCAAGAAAUAAUUUUGGUCCACCAACAAGGAGUUAUGCAGCAACAUUUAAUCCAUUUGCAACAUUACCACCCACGAAUGUUAGAACAGUUCCAGCGAUAUUUCAAUCAUCUCCACAAUUAUUUUAUUGGGGAUAUCCAAAUAGUCCUCAUAACUCGCCUAUUUCUUCGGCGCCUUAUUUUGGACCACUUCAAAUUCCUCCUCAGACAUUCACACACUUCACAUCUGAUAGAGCAACUCUUUUGGCUGUAGACGAUUCACAAUUACAAUUGAAUGAUUCCAUCGAAUUGCAAGCAUCGAAGGCUGGUGGAAUGUCUGGAGGAAAAAUUCAAUACGUAAAUAAUAUCUUAGAUCAUCAAAAAGCUGCAACAAAUGUUACCUAUCAUAAUGAUAAUAAUGAAAAUAUCAUUGAGGAUAAUAAUCAAAUAUAUUAUCACUCGAAAGACUUUGGCCAUUCUAACAAAAACAUAACAAACGAACCAAUACCGCACCAUCAAGACGAAAAUCAGAAGCAUCAACAACCAAUUAAUGAUUUGAAUAACAACAUUGUUCGUUCAGAUUAUUCUAGCAUCGAAUUACAUAAUUACCAAUCGCAAAUAUUUCACCACAAACAAUUUCCCUCCCACAUCUUUUCUCCCUUAAAUAUAAAUACACAAUUUAAUCAACCACUUUUUGUAAAUCCGUUGAAUAUGAUUCAUUCGCCUUUCUUUUCCUCUCCUCAUUAGAUUAUUUUUGUUUUGCAUAUCGUGAAAUGUUUAUUAGUUUGAAACCUUUGUUUGAAAGAAAAAAGAUAUUCAUUAAAUUGAUUAUAUCUACCAACCUUAAUAAUUAUCGGAUAAAUUUAUUGUGCAAUUAAUGAAUGAAAAUUCUUGCCCUAGACAUUAAUCAUUAAUUUAUAAGUCAUCUUGAGUUACUCAAUUAAUGAAGAUCAGACCACCUAAUCAUAAAAGCAAUUUUUGACAAGCAAUAUACGAGUUUAUAAGUUAAGUUUUUAGAUUGUUUAAAAUGUUAAAUGUUUUGUUAUUGUGAACCACUGAGAACAAAUAAAGAAUCAAAAUAUAUUCUCGAACAUUAAUUAUUUAUAUGCCGUCAAUAAAAAUAUAAAAUUAAAGGUAAUUUCACCUAUUUAAUUGGUCUUCACAUCAACUUUAAAGUGUUCGAAAAAUAUUUCGAAAUUAUUCUCU